AUGGAAAUAGAUCCUGUUUUAUAUCAACUAAAACGAGCAGCAAGCCAAGACCCCGCCUCUGUGAAAGAUGCAGAGACGUAUCUUCAAGAAUGGAAGAAAGAACCUGGUUUCUUUCCUAAAUUAUACAGUAUCUUUUUAGACAAGCAAAACGAUAUUAGCUUACGGUGGCUUGCAAUCAUUCAAAUAAGAAAUUCUAUUGAUGUUAUUUGGAGAAAAAACACGAAGUCAUCUCUAUUGCCUGGUGAAAAAGAAUUCUUUCGAAAUAAUGCACUUGCUGGAUCUGUUCACUCGGAAGAUCAGUUAGUUGUUCAAAAUGCUCUCGUUUUAUCCAGAAUAGCUCGCCAAGAUUACCCCUCUGAGUGGCCUUCUCUAUUUCAAGAACUGAUAUCUAGUCUUCAUCAAAAUUUUGAUGCUCAACAACCUCAUUUAGCAUUACGAUUGCUUAUUACCCUGCAUCAUAUAGUCAAAGCCAUGGCCGGAAAUCGGUUGCUUCAAGCUAGAAAAACGUUUUAUGAAAUAACUCCCCAUCUCCUCUUGACUCUGCAACCAAUUUUGGACUGGCAUAUUUCACAAUGGAUGCAUGCGCUGGAAACCCCGUCUACACAUUCUUCAGAAGCCAUAUAUUACUCAAUGCAGAUUUCGCGCUAUGCUCUCAAGACAUGCAGAAGAUUGGUUAUUUUCGGUGUACCAAACCCAAGUGAUAGUAAUCUCAGCAAAGAAAUGCUUUCUUUUGGAGCCGUAUCUCAACAAAAAGUCUUAAGCUUACUUUCCAACCUCUACAUUUCGCCUUCUUCAUCGCAGAUUGACGAUCGUAUUCCCGAACAAUUGGUCGCCCAUGCAUAUCUGUUCAACAAGUUGUUUUUUGAUUUCGCUUCUUACUCGCCAUGUUUAACUGUCUUCCCAUCUACCAUUGAUUAUAUAUCUGUCCAUAUGUCGUGGUUACUGCAGGUCGACAAGCUUUUUGCGGCUUCUUCUAGUUUCCCGGAGUUAUUAAAAGACUUGGAAAAGCUUGUCUUAAUGAGCUUGAGAGUAUUCAUAACUGUACUUAGAGAAAUCGAAGAUACAAAAUCCUCUCAUCCUGAAGCAAGCGAAAUCAUCCGUCAGUCAUUUUUGAUGGGUGAUAGACAUUUUGUGCUUCUUCAAUUUAUUAUUACAAAGCUACUAGUUCUUUCUGAAUCCGAUUUUGAGGAUUGGUCAGAAGACCCUGAACAAUGGGUCCUCGAUCAAUCCACCCACGAUGCAGAUUAUAAUAUUCGCCCCUGCUCUGAAAAUCUGUUGAGUUGCCUUUUUGAUCAUUUCGGGGAGUUAUAUUCCCAUCAAUUUGAAAGUAUGCUUGAAUCGGUAUUUCAGUGUCCAUCUACGUUGGAAGAAUCUAUACAGCAAGACGCUCUUUUGUGCUCUAUUGGGACCGGUGCAUCUCAUUUGAAGGAUAUGUUUCCGUUUGCUGACUGGUUAAAAAAGGCAGCUAUCCCCAAUUUGGCGAAAAUCACUAAUGGCGGAGUUGCUCGUGUCCUGAGAAGAAGGGUAUCCAUCUUUUUGUCUCAAUGGAUAGAACAUUUACCGUCAGGUGAGUCAUUGAUGGGGUUAAUAUAUCACAUGUACGCACUAUUACUAAACCGAAAUGAUCCUUGUAACGAUUCUGUUGUACGGCUUACGUCUAUUGAUUCUUUGCGCGGUGUCUUGGAUGACUGGUCAUUUUUAGAAAGCGAAUUUUUAAAUGUCAAGAAUGAUCUUUUUUACAGUGUUUUAUCGUCAGUUAAUGAAUUCCAAACUAUGGAAGGCAAAUUAUCGACGCUAUCGUUGCUUGGUACGCUAAUUUCUCGAGCCGGAUCCAAUAUAGCUCCUUUGGAAGAAAUGACUGCUUCUCUUUUAUUCCAAUUAUGGAAUGAAUGGGCUAGUGAGCCUAUGCUUCGAACCAGGAUUUUGGGAGUUUUGGCCCAAUUUGUUAUCGCAAUCAAACACAAGUCAAUACAAUUUUCCCAAAUGUUGGCUGUGAUUAUCGACUACUGCGUGAAUGCUGAGUCUCCAGACCAAGUUAUGUAUGAAGCAGAUGCAGUGGAGCUUUGGAGCUCUUUUCUUCAGUAUGUAGAAGUACUUCCUGAAGAGUUUACACUACUCGUUCCACAUUUGUUACACCAGCUUUCGCAGGCUACAUCAUCCCUUCCUUUUACCUUGAUGAUUUUGAAUAGCUACCUUUUACUUAAAAGCUCAGUCAUUCUUGACAAUUAUUCCCUUGAGGUUUUAGAAAGGUUAACGAACCUUUUAGGCGAUGUGAAAAAUGAUACGCUUUUGGCUUUGUGUAAAACGCUCAGUUUAAUAUUUGAAGUGAAUGCAGGAGAUUCUCUCCAGGAAUCUCUAGGUCACUCUACAUUGCUUCCUGUCGUGUUAAAUUCCAUCUUAAGCUCAGAAAAACACGCUCAAACGCUUGUACAGUAUUCGUUGCUAUUAUCGAGGAUUAGCCUGUCAUUUCCGAACGUUAUCAUCAGUACGUGUUUGACACAGCGGUUAAGUGUGUACAUGCUUUUACAAUACUGGAUUUCAUUGUUUGAUUAUAUUACACAUGCAAAAGAUCGAAAGCUAACGGCUCUUGCACUUACUUCGUUACUACGCACAAAUGCAGAAGAAGUCUUGGAGGCCUUGAAUCCAAUCAUGCAUCUUUGGUUUAGCGUUUUAAGCGAAGUGGAGGAAGACGAAAAGGGAGACGCACCGAUCUACUACAAAAACGAAGACUAUUCCGCUGUGGGAUUUUACCUGGAUGAGUCUUCAGAAGAAAUGAAUCGCCGAAAAAUGAUUUUGUCUAAAGAUGCUGUACAUAGCGUACAGUCCAAAACAUUCUUUGUGUCCACGUUCUUGGAAUGCCAAGAAAAGAAUGGUGGAGCAGAAAUUUUCGAGAAGGAGUAUUUAACCAUGGUGGAUCCUGCCCUCUUGGACCAAAUGAAUUCCAUGUUAUAA
Messenger RNA from Schizosaccharomyces osmophilus, 2952 nucleotides. RefSeq names its product karyopherin/importin beta family nuclear import signal receptor Kap113 (gene kap113). NCBI's taxonomy places the organism in Eukaryota, Fungi, Ascomycota, Schizosaccharomycetes, Schizosaccharomycetales, Schizosaccharomycetaceae. Gene Ontology annotation, cellular component: nuclear envelope; cytosol. The transcript is spliced from 8 exons. The record is from RefSeq and is a predicted model, not a curated record. The coding region runs from base 1 to 2952 and encodes 983 amino acids. Gene Ontology annotation, biological process: protein import into nucleus. Gene Ontology annotation, molecular function: small GTPase binding.